Messenger RNA from Gracilinanus agilis (Agile Gracile Mouse Opossum), 3828 nucleotides. It is a transcript of the gene ADAMTS18, whose product is annotated as ADAM metallopeptidase with thrombospondin type 1 motif 18. Lineage: Eukaryota; Metazoa; Chordata; Mammalia; Didelphimorphia; Didelphidae. Gene Ontology annotation, biological process: proteolysis; extracellular matrix organization. Bases 1 to 3828 code for a protein of 1275 amino acids. Gene Ontology annotation, molecular function: metalloendopeptidase activity. The transcript has 24 exons. The record is from RefSeq and is a predicted model, not a curated record. Gene Ontology annotation, cellular component: extracellular matrix.
AUGGAAAAUGAAACGGAUCCCAAGAAUAUCAGUAAUAAGAUCAGGCCGUCUCCGAGGCAGCGGCGGCGGCGACCUUGGGCGGCGGCGGCGGCCCCGGGCAGCUGUGGAGCCUUUUGGGGCUCGGGAGUGGAGCUAAGGCAGGUUCCUUCGCUUGGCCGUCCCGGCCGGAGGACGCUCCAGAUGUGUAGCCUCUGCUCCGCGGCUUGGGCAGCCGCGUGGACCAGUGGCAGCAGCGGCGGCGGCAGCGGCACUGGCGGUUUGAAUAAAGAUUAUGUCUUUGUGACACCCAUCGAAGUGGAUCCUGGAGGAGCCUACAUUUCCCAUGACAUUUUGCACAGCAGACGAUGGAAGCGCUCACCCCAGAGACCCAGGGGCUCCUUGCACUAUAGAUUUGCAGCAUUUGGGCAAGAUCUGCACCUACAACUUGAACCGUCUGCCAUCCUUGGCCAAGAUCUUAUGGUCCAAGUCCUAGGAAAAGAUGGCAUCCUAGAGUCCGGGAAGCUUGAAGUGGAGCCGUGCUUCUACCAGGGAUUCAUCUGGAAUGACAGCACCUCCUCGGUGGCACUGUCGACAUGCAUGGGACUGUCAGGUCUAAUCAGGACCCAAGAAAAUGAGUUCCUCAUCUCUCCAUUGCCAGUGCUGCUAGCCCAGGAACACAACUAUACCUCCCCCACAGGCCAUCAUCCUCAUGUGCUAUACAAAAGAACAGCAGAGGAGAAAAUACAGCGGUAUCAGGGCUUUCCCGGAUCCAGUCUACAUUUACCUGCUCAUCCCCAAAGUCAGAGCCCCCAGGAGCCUCCAAGGCCAGAGAAGCCUUCCCGGCAUCGAAGGUUGCAAAAGCAGCACUUUUGUGGAAGGCGCAAGAAAUAUGCCCCCAAGCCUCCCACAGAUGAUACCUAUGUAAGGGUGGAUGAAUACAUCAGCACUGGAAGGCUCAGAAGGUCUGCUGGGAAAUCUCAGCGAGGCCUCAAUGUGGAAACCCUCGUUGUGGCUGAUAAGAAAAUGGUGGAAAAACAUGGAAAAGAAAACGUGACCACAUACAUCCUAACUGUAAUGAAUAUGGUUUCCAGCCUUUUUAAAGAUGGGACCAUUGGAAGUGACAUUAACAUUGUUGUGGUGAGCCUCCUUCUCCUGGAACAAGAACCUGGUGGAUUACUGAUCAAUCACCAUGCAGAUCAAUCUCUGAAUAGCUUCUGUCAGUGGCAGUCUGCUCUCAUCGGGAAAAACAACAAGAGGCAUGAUCAUGCUAUUUUACUAACAGGACUGGAUAUCUGUUCCUGGAAGAAUGAGCCAUGUGACACUUUAGGUUUUGCUCCAAUCAGUGGAAUGUGCAGCAAGUAUCGAAGUUGUACCAUUAAUGAAGACACAGGGCUUGGUCUGGCGUUCACCAUAGCUCAUGAGUCAGGCCACAACUUUGGGAUGAUUCAUGAUGGAGAAGGAAAUCCAUGUAGAAAGGCUGAAGGCAACAUCAUGUCCCCCACUCUAACUGGAAACAAUGGGGUGUUCUCUUGGUCCUCUUGCAGUAGGCAAUAUCUCACCAAGUUCCUCAGCACAGCCCAGGCCUCUUGCCUGGUUGAUGAACCAAAGCAAACAGGACAGUAUAAAUACCCAGACACACUCCCAGGGCAGAUCUAUGAUGCAGAUGUUCAGUGCAAAUGGCAAUUUGGAGCAAAAGCAAAACUGUGCAGCCUCAGUUUUGUGAAGGACAUUUGCAAAUCACUUUGGUGCCAUCGAACAGGCCACAGAUGUGAGACAAAAUUCAUGCCAGCAGCAGAAGGCACUAUUUGCGGUUUGAGUAAGUGGUGUCGGCGAGGUCAGUGUGUCAAGUUUGGUGAGCAUGGACCCCGGCCCAUACACGGCCACUGGUCGGAGUGGUCAGCGUGGUCAGAGUGUACACGGACCUGCGGGGGAGGAGUCACUCAGCAAGAGAGGCACUGCACUAACCCCAAACCACAGCAUGGUGGCAAAUUCUGUUCAGGGUCUAGUCGCCUGUAUCAGCUGUGCAAUGUUCACCCUUGUCAAGCCAAUAGUAUGGACUUCCGUUCCCAGCAGUGUGCUGAGUAUAACAGUAAGCCUUUCCGAGGAUGGUACUACAAGUGGAAACCCUAUACUAAAGUGGAAGAGAAGGAUAGAUGCAAGCUUUACUGCAAGGCUGAAAAUUUUGAAUUUUUCUUUGCAAUGUCUUCUAAGGUGAAAGAUGGCACUUCUUGUUCUCCAAACAAAAAUGAUGUUUGCAUUGAUGGCAUUUGUGAGCCAGUAGGAUGUGAUCAUAAGCUGGGCUCCCAAGCAACUUUGGAUGCUUGUGGUGUUUGCAAAGGAGAUAAUUCAACAUGCAAGUUUUAUAAAGGCUUAUACCUUGACCAGCACAAAGCAAAUGAAUAUUAUCCAGUUGUAACCAUUCCAGUGGGAGCACGCAGUAUUGAAAUACAGGAGUUACAGAUAUCUACAAGUUAUCUUGCAGUUUGCAACCUGAAUAAAAAAUAUUAUCUCACAGGAGAUUGGACUAUUGAUUGGCCAGGGGAGUUCCAAUUUGCUGGGACCGUAUUUGACUAUCAACGUCCUUUGAACCACCCUGAACGUCUGUAUGCAGCAGGACCUACAAAUGAGACACUGGUCUUUGAAAUUCUGAUGCAAGGCAAAAAUCCAGGGAUCUCAUGGAAAUAUACCCUGCCCAAAGUCAAGAGCACGACGCAGACAGUGAUACAAGGACACAUCUACACAUGGAAGACAGUGCAGUUGGAAUGUUCAGUUUCUUGUGGUGGAGGUGACUCUGAGAUCUUGAAAGGCUCUGACAAUGAAGCACAAACUAUGGCAAAUCUUACCCAGAGUGUGGUAUUAGUAGAUGGUUGCAUAGUUAGCUACCCCGGCAAGACCGCAGCUGGGAAUUCUAUUCAGAGUGCCAGAUUUAAAGAUGACAUUGCUAAAAUGAAGCCAAUCCAGAGGAGGACAGAGGAUUGUUGGGCCCCAGGUGAAUGGAGUUCCUGCAGUCAGUCCUGUGGGGGAGGCCAGCAAACCCGGCUUAUUCAAUGUAUCCAAAAGAGAAGUUUUCAAAAGGAAGAGAUUGUAGUACAUUCUCGGUGCCCAGUGAGCACCCCAUCCCAGAUCCAAGUCUGCAAUACUCAUGCCUGUCCUCCAGAAUGGAACCCUGGGCCAUGGUCUCAGUGUUCCAAGACCUGUGGACGAGGGGUGAAGAAGCGGGCAAUCUAUUGUCAAAGUGCUGCCAGAGGUGAUAUCCUACCAGACAACAUGUGUGUCUCAGUCCCAAAGCCAGAAGCCCAAGAGGGCUGCGUGCUAGGCCGCUGUCCCAGGAACGACCGGCUUCAGUGGGUGGUUUCCUCUUGGAGUGAGUGCUCAACAUCCUGUGGUCCAGGUAUAAAGAAAAGGGUGGUACAAUGCAGUGAGAAAGGCCUGCCAGGAAAGCUGAUGACUUUCCCAGAGCGAAGAUGUCGUCACAUCAAGAAACCAAAGGUAGACCUGGAGGAAGCCUGUCACCAAGGAACUUGCCCAAAAGCCCCUGGGCCUUCACUGGUUGCCCGAUGGUAUUCUUCCCCUUGGCAACAGUGCACAGUGACCUGUGGAGGUGGCCUACAGACCAGAGCAGUGCAGUGUCUCCAGGAAGGUCGGCCCACAGCCAAUUGUCUCAUUCACCAAAAGCCAUCAGCUGUCCGAGCCUGUAACACCAACUUUUGCCCCAUGCCAACAAAGAGAGAUGAGCCACCCUGUGUGGAUUUCUUCAGCUGGUGCCAUCUGGUUCCACAACAUGGUGUCUGCAACCACAAGUUUUACGGCAAACAGUGCUGCAAGUCAUGCUCAAGGAAGAACCGGUGA